This is a messenger RNA of Camelus dromedarius (Arabian camel), 1027 nucleotides long. It is a transcript of the gene PLAC8, whose product is annotated as placenta associated 8. The record is from RefSeq and is a predicted model, not a curated record. Gene Ontology annotation, biological process: positive regulation of transcription by RNA polymerase II. The transcript has 6 exons. Bases 306 to 647 code for a protein of 113 amino acids. Lineage: Eukaryota; Metazoa; Chordata; Mammalia; Artiodactyla; Camelidae.
UUGGCCAAUAAAAACCUCAAAUCUGUACUUUGUAGCAUAUAGUGGAAUGUGAGCACACUUACUUCUCUCUUGCCUGUGUCAUUCACUUUCAGUGAGGUUCUCACUCAAGCCCAAGACACAGCCUGCCAAGAACCUACUUCUUAACUAAAUGAGAAGAUGCAAGAAAUUGGGCUCAUAAAAUCUUCUGCAAAUAUCUAUCUGAAGCCCUGUUCUGCCAGUUUCCCCCAGAGCACAGAGUGUCUCAUUCCUGAUCUCCACCCUGAGCUCCUUUCAAGAUCACAGCUACUGAAGAUUCAGUAACCAAAAUGCAAGCUGCAUCCCCAGUGGUCAUUGUGACUCAGCCUACAAGUGGUCCAGUACUUCAAACCUCCAACUGGCAGACGGGCAUGUGUGACUGCUUCAGCGACUGCGGGGUCUGUCUCUGUGGCACGUUUUGCUUCACGUGCCUUGCGAUUCAAGUUGCAUCUGACAUGAACGAAUGCUGUCUGUGUGGAACAAGUGUCGCCAUGAGGACCCUCUAUCGGACUCGAUACGGCAUCCCGGGAUCCAUUUGUGAUGACUUCAUGGUGACCCUUUUCUGUCCUCAAUGUUCUCUUUGCCAAAUCAAGAGAGACAUCAACAGAAGGAGAGCCAUGCAUACUUUCUGAAAAAAAUUAAUGGUGAAGAGCUUUUUUUAAAAUCCUUUUUCCUGUGGUAUCUCUUGACCUGUUGAAGAGCUCUUACUGAAGCAGCUAAAAUCAGCUCCACACCUCUUCAGCUUGCAUGUUUCUCCACUCUUGCAACUGAAGUAUAAUUGAUAUGUUUAAUCACAAUCAGUGGGGUUAAAAAAAUAGAACUUUGGUUUCUUUUACAGGAAUACUGUCCUUUAGUUAUGCUAAAUGAUCCAGCUUGGUUUCUCCUUGCUAUUAAAUUUUCUGGCUUAUAAAUUUUGUAUUACAUUUAAAAUAUCAAUCAAAUAAAAUAUUUUACUAACUCAAUUCUUUAUGCUUCUUUGCUUUCAAUAAAAUGUCUUUAUGUUAUUACUGAA